AUGAACGCCAUUCUAGGCUCUCUCCUCUUUCUUGGCUCCGCGCUCGCCGCUCCUGCCUCCGUCGAGCUCACCGCCGAAGAGCUCUCCUGCAGAAACGCAUCCCGCUCCAUCCUGAGCUGGAACAUCAUCGACUUCGACUUCCACUCCUCCUACACCUUCUCGACGCCGUCCCACCAGAUCGCCGGCGGCUACGUCAACUUCACCCUGGAGAACGCCGCCCUCGAGUACAGGCCCGUCUGCGCCGCGUCCUCCAGCCAGCUCCAGGACUUCUUCUACGGCAACGUCGUCUACGACUGCCAGCUGCCCCCCAGCGCCCCGCGCGACGCGGCCUCCUUCAGCUUCAACCGCGCCACGGGGGAAGUGCUCGUCAACCAGACGUGGGUCUGCGGGGACGGCGGCGGCAAGUUCACGGCGAGGGGUGGGACUGCCUUCAAUCUGACCUGCUCCGAUGAGACCUGGCAGAACCCGGACUGGAAGGAUGGCGAGCUGUACUCUACGCGGAAUGUGUCGUGUGCCAAGGUGAAUGGGACGGCGUCGAUUAACCAGAUAUCCGGCUCGACGAGAGUGUUGUCGUAG
Messenger RNA from Clonostachys rhizophaga, 576 nucleotides. NCBI's taxonomy places the organism in Eukaryota, Fungi, Ascomycota, Sordariomycetes, Hypocreales, Bionectriaceae. The record is from the annotation of a GenBank genome assembly.